Anopheles coustani is the source of this 978-nucleotide messenger RNA. RefSeq lists its product as uncharacterized. The transcript has 4 exons. The record is from RefSeq and is a predicted model, not a curated record. Lineage: Eukaryota; Metazoa; Arthropoda; Insecta; Diptera; Culicidae. The coding region runs from base 1 to 978 and encodes 325 amino acids.
AUGCGGGUUUUGUUGAAUUUGUGGACCAUAGGCAUACUAUGCGCGGUUCUUCACCUAUCUACCGCACGAAAGCUUGACAGCAUUGCAUCGAACCUCAUUCCCGGUGGCAGUAAGUUGGGUCAACAAAAGCAAAACGUUGUCGAUACCUACGAGGACGUGUCGGCGUCCGAAACCCAGCAGGAUGCCGGUAGCGAAGCGCUGCCAGAAAGUACAGAAACGAACGAAAUCGAGGAUGAAGUGGCCAGCCCGGAAGUGGUGAACGAGGUGCUGGAAGAAUCGAACGUGGUUCCGCAGGAAACGGUCAGCGAAGCGACGGUGGUCAACAUGGACGACUCGAGCAUCAUUAAUCGGUACUGUCGGUGCACGGCAUACGAGUGUAACUGCUGCCGGGACAUCGACGUGCCACUCUUCCCGGUCAAGGGCCCGGGUUGUGCCGUCAUACAGUACCUGGACGGUGACCGGAUGUCGGUCGGAGUAAAGUUUGCCGAUCGAAUGAUCGUGAACCGCGUUAUCUCCGCCAGGAGAGCGACACCGGUUUGUCUACCACUUCCCGGUGGCUAUAAUCGAUUCUGUGGCCGCGUCUACGGUAUCUCGCGGAAGGCAAACGAAGGAUUCAAGGCAUGCCUCGGGCUGGAGCUGCGGGCGGACGACGAGGUGGAGGCGGUACUGCGAGUUUCCUGCUUCAAAUUUGGACCUCGCGGACUUUCCGUUAUGGAUCCGGAACCGCUACCACCGGUCGACGACAUCGAUGUGGCCGAUGAGGAGGACGAGGACGACGAGGACGAGGAGGAAGAGUUGUUUGGAUUUGGACUUGAUGAUGACGACGAAGAUGAUGAUGAAGACGACGAUGACGAUGGUGGGGCGGACAGUGGCAGUGUGCAGGAUAACGAUCAGGGUGAUUCACCGGACUACACCGGGUUCAGUUUCCUCGAUCGCGAUCUAAUGGGCAGCAUAUUUGGUGUGAAAAAGUUUUGGUAG